UCGUGUCUAAAGACAUUAGCUUUAUGAAGCAAUGUUGUAAGUAUUUGAUGUCAUUGUUUUAAAAUUAUUACUUAAAUAAUUAUUAUAUCAGUAUAUUAAAUAAAUAUUAUAUCAAAAUAUUAAAUACAUAUAAUUAAAAAUAAAAUACGAAUAUGUCAGCACGAAAAAAUGUUCAAACUGGAUUUCAACCGGAUUCCGAUGUUUAUAUUACAUAUGAAGAUCAACAAAAAAUUAAUAAAUUUGCAAGGCAAAAUGCUAAAAUGGAUGAUUUAAAAGAAGAAUCAAAAAUUAAACAAAAUGAAUUAAAGAAUUUAGAAGAUGCAUGUGAUGAAAUAUCUCUUUUAGAUGAAGAUGCAAAAAUUCCAUAUCACAUUGGUGAAGUUUUUAUUUAUGAAGAUUUAGAAAGGACACAGAAUUACUUAGAUGAAAUUAAAGAGAAGAAAAAAAAGGAAAUCUCAAAUUUGGAAAGUAAAUGUAUCGAUUUAAAAAAUGUCAUAACUGAUUUAAAAACAAAAUUAUAUGCAAAGUUUGGUAGCCGUAUAAAUUUAGAAGCAGAAGAGGAUUAAUUUAUCAAAUAUCCAUAUAAUGCUUUUUAUAAUAUGAAAUAAAAUUUUAAUAUUAUUAUUGCCUCAUCUUCUAAUGCAUAUAAUGUAUCUAAGUUUAUAUACUUCUUGCUCAUCGUAUAUAUAAAAAUCAUAUUUAUCCACAUGUUAAUUAAUUGUUAUUGUAUAAUAAAUAACUAAUAAAUUAAUUAUAA
Messenger RNA from Apis mellifera (honey bee), 757 nucleotides. It is a transcript of the gene Pfdn4, whose product is annotated as prefoldin subunit 4. Gene Ontology annotation, cellular component: prefoldin complex; cytoplasm. The record is from RefSeq and is a predicted model, not a curated record. Lineage: Eukaryota; Metazoa; Arthropoda; Insecta; Hymenoptera; Apidae. The coding region runs from base 153 to 566 and encodes 137 amino acids. The transcript is spliced from 4 exons. Gene Ontology annotation, biological process: protein folding.